AAAGAGAUAGCUAUAGUCACUUAUAUAAGGAACUAAGCAAAACAGACAACUUGUUAUUCGCCUUCAAAAAGCGAAACGAUUUUGAAACGCACUUGUGAUCGAAAAUUUUACUUUUGGUUUCUGAGACGGAUUUUAGUGGGUUUCUAUAGGAAAAAGCCCUAUACAGUAAAAAAUGUUAACUAGAAACUUGUUCAUGCGAACCCUGUUAUUGAGGGCUCAUAAGAAUGCUGCUGAUAAUUUAAAACUAUCCAAAAGAAACGCUGGACACGGAGUAUGGUCAUACCGUGUUCCACCACCUAUGCCGUCAAAGAAGGUGCAAAAUUUAGCGACCGGCAUUGGAGGCUUGUGCUGGUGGUGGAUCCUGUACCACAUUGCUACUGAACCUGAACACAUUUAUGGUGAAUGGAAGUACAUUGACCCGAGCACAUGGACUAAUGAAGAGCUAGGCAUACCUCCAGAUUCCGAAGGUCCCCUGAAGAAUUAAGUCUGUUGAAAAUAUGUAGAGCAUUGUACAUUUUAAUUUAGCGAGAAAUUUGUUGUUCAAUAAAUAUAAUUUAUGUAAUAUA
Messenger RNA from Manduca sexta (tobacco hornworm), 566 nucleotides. RefSeq names its product NADH dehydrogenase [ubiquinone] 1 beta subcomplex subunit 2, mitochondrial. Gene Ontology annotation, cellular component: mitochondrial inner membrane. The transcript is spliced from 3 exons. The coding region runs from base 173 to 484 and encodes 103 amino acids. NCBI's taxonomy places the organism in Eukaryota, Metazoa, Arthropoda, Insecta, Lepidoptera, Sphingidae. The record is from RefSeq and is a predicted model, not a curated record.